CACAAAAAUGCGUUCAAACGCAUUGUAACAGAACCUACAAACGGCUGACGGAGUGUGCACUGCUGAUUGUGCUCCCUCCCAUUUCUGUGUAAAUUUGAAUGGUUAUGGAGCUUACCUUACGAAAAUUCAUCACGUCUUCAAUUCGACCACGAUCAUCAAAUAAUUGUUUCCAUGUUAGGACGGUCAUCGGGUCAAAUCUUCCUUCUUCCGGAUGGAAGCCUUCUAUAAGACUUCUUUUCGAAACCAUGGUAAAACUUUUCUUUCGAAGAUCAUCCUCGUCAAGAGGAUUUAUGUCCCUUGCACACCAAUCCCAAAGCUGCAAAACCUGAGUGAUGCGAUCAAGUCCACCAUGAUGAAAGUGAAAUACCUUGUAGUGGUUCUCGUAGUUCCCGAUCACUAAUUCACCACAGGAGUCAUCUUCUUGUUUAUUAAAUAACCUGACACUUUUCAUUUCGCUGAGAUCUACACUGAACUUCUCUGUGCUUCUAGAAAUAUUGGAAAUUUGUGGUUCCUCCGUCUCUCGAACAUCCAUUAUCUGAUGAUCAGUUGUUUCCGGCUGUUCAUCAAAAAAGUAAGCAUUGGGUGUCCAUGCAACCAACAAGCGGACAAGUCCACUUCGAUGGGUGAUGGAUUUCAAAGUAAAGUAUCCUGGAGAAUGAGAUUCACUUAAAGAGGAAGAAUGGACGCAAACAUUGUUUUUACAGAACAAAACUUCCUCGCUUUCGCUGGGGUCAUCUUCACUGUCCAAGUAAAAGGAACUGGGAAUCACAGAAUCGAACACCGCAGCACCCUCUACCGCAAACUUGAUUAGAUGACUCAGCAUCUCAACUGACUACCACCAAAAACCAAAGGUAACUUACUCUGCAUAAUCAGCUUUAUGACUGGAAGCCGAAAAAUACACACUGUGCUUGAUAUGAAUGUCUAAACGUCUACACGUCUUCCACGGCCGACUACAUCUUUAGAAAUCGUGACGUCACUUGAAACUGCCAAUACCCGAAAGGUCUGGGUAAAAGUGUGUGCAACAUGGCGGACGUGGAUGAAGGUUUCUUUAUGGAAGGAUGGAGAAGUGUUCAUUCUUCAGUCACAAAAGCUGACUUUUGUCGUUUCCAAGAUGCAGUGAAUGUAUGGAUAGAAAGACCAAAUGUUGUAAAUCGUCGUGUGAUGGGCGCACUUAUUGUGAAGAAAAUGUUUGUUAAACGUUUGACUGGCAGUGAUCUUGGGGAAUUUUUGUCUCUUUCUGAUGCUGAAAUCAAGUGUUUAUUUCAAGAUACUGAUUUAGAAGGUGAAACAUGGGGGUGUGAAGGGGGUGAUGAUAGUUUUGACCCUGACGAUAACGAAGUUUCUGGUUGUCAUGAAACUCAAAGUUUGUCGAAGGAUUCAGCAGUGCGUCUAGACGGUGAAGAAUCAGUUUCCUGCAUCGUUCGCAAGUUGAUACCGAGACAGGCUCAUGUUGAAUUAAUGGGUGCCAUGUUCGAGUUGGUCAUUUUAGAAAAAAACAAAAGUCGAGUUUCCUUUUGUCCACUUUCACUGAUGGCAAUGGAGAGAGGUUUCAAAAGUUACCAAGACCUCUUGGAAAUGUCCAAGUCAUACUCAUUUGUUUAUCAUCAGCCAUCUUGCAAAGGAGAACAUGCCAGAGUUUCACUACUACUGAUGGACAGUGCAACAUUGUCUGAAAAUGGAAGGGAUGGGAUAUUAUGUCCUACAAUUCACUGGCUGAAGGAUAUCUUACUUCCUAAACUUUGCAAGUGGGCAGGAGAAGCUCAGGGUAGCCAAGUUAGUAGAGGAUCAUUAAGACUUGUCCCUUUGGAUCAAUACACAAAGAUAUAUCAACGCCUAAAACAAGACUUUGGAGAAAAGUUUGUAAAGAUGUGGCCAGAAAGUACAGAUCCCCAGAAAUUUGUGUAUGAAGAUAUUGCUAUAGCUUCAUAUUUGCUGGUCCUUUGGAAGAAGGAGAGAUAUGAGAAGAAUCUUAAGCAGAAACAGAGCUUUGUUGAUCUUGGAUGUGGAAAUGGAUUCCUGGUUCACAUUCUCAGCAAGGAAGGGCAUCCAGGAAGUGGUAUUGAUGUGCGUCGACGUAAAAUUUGGGAUCUGUAUGGUGGAGACACCUCACUCCAGGAAAAGGCAGUGAAUCCUACUUUACCUGGUCUGUUUCCAGAUGUCGACUGGCUCAUUGGCAAUCAUUCUGAUGAACUCACUCCCUGGAUACCUGUAAUGGCUGCUAGGUCAUCAACCAUGGCUCGAUAUUUCCUUCUACCAUGUUGCUUGUUUGACUUUAACUGUAAGUUUAACAGGAAAAAUAGCAAAGUGACGCAGUAUCGAGAUUACCUGGAUUUUGUGUACAAUGUGGGAGAAACAUGUGGCUUUCAGGUAGAAGAAGAUUCAUUGAGGAUUCCUUCUACCAAAAGGAUCUGUCAUAUUGGACGACCAAGAACAUUCACUGAGAACAAUGAUGACCUACAAAUCAUAUCAAUUAAGGAUAUGAUACAAGAGAGAGGUUGCAAUCUUGAUGAUGAACAGCCCCCUGAAACUUUAAGGAAUAUUCCCUCCCAAAAUCACAUAACACCUAAUCAACAUGAAGAUAGAGGGGCUGUUGACAUCCAACGACAGCACCAUGAGCAUCAUGCUACUGAUGCCUUGCUGUGUAGAGGGAGAGGAAACACCAGCAUUCAAACUUUUGCCACCAAGUCUUACUCAACCUUUUCUAAACAAGCACCUUCCAGUUUUCAGCCUCGUGCUCAGAAGGAGGCAAUACGAAACUGUACAACUUUAGAAAGAUCUCUCAAAGAACAUUUUGUCAAUGGUGUAGCAAGGUAUUUGUUGGGUUUACCUCUUUCAAGUGAUGACUUUUUGAGCCCUUCAAGCUCAAUUUCAGAGGUUGAAAAAGGUGGUAAAUGGCGAAAAGGAGGUACUAUGCAAAUUUGGGAAGCAGCUCAGUUGUUUGAUAAAGACACUUUGGUUCAACUUAAGCAUGAAUGUGGAGGUCUUCAGACCUUGUUACGGAAUCACUAUCAUAUUUUCAAAGUUACUGGUGGUUUAGUUGAACUGAGGGAUUGGAGUCAGGAAUCCUCAUGCCAUGGUGCAAAGAAGGCUAAUUUUGGAAAGAAGCAGCGAAGAUCUCAGGCAUUAAGGAAAACUUCAUUGUGCUGGUUUUACUUACAUCAUCCUGAUGGUUGUCCAGUGACAGCAGAGAAGUGUCAUUAUGCACACACAACAGAUGACCUUAGAGAACGACCCUCAGUGGAAGUCCUAAACAGUUUUGAGAAGAACAGCACUUGCGAUCGCCAUGUACUCUCCAUACUUCAGACUCAAUCCAUCGGCAGUUCUUCCAAGUCCUCUCUUUACUAUGAAGUUAUUCAAAUCUUUCAGAAGUUGUCCUUCAUCAAGAGGAAGGAGACUUGACAAUGAUUUACAUGAGAGCUGAAGAAAUAUGUCCACGAUAGCUUCAUAAGUCUUUGUGGAGAACGAGGUCUUUUAUCUCUUGAAGAACUUCUCAAUGUUGUGUGUAAAAUAGAACUAAUGCAGCGGUGUUCUCUUUGAAUGGUUUUGCAAUGCUUGUCAUCUGCUGUGGUUACCCAAAUGCUGAUUCUUUUAUGUCUUGCGCUGAACACUAACUUCACACGUUCAUUCUUCCUCUGCUUCACAUCUUUCCAGCAGUGCAGUCAUCGAGAAUGAUCAGUGUAUUAGUUAUAAUUAUAGGUAUAAUUAAUGUUGAUGAGACUAUUCGAUCUGACCUUGAGGUGGAGCCGAGAUAAGCAAGUCAUUAUUAUUCCUCCGAAACCAUCAUACGUAACUUACAUGGCUCUUUUCUGGACACGCUCAAGGUCCUCACUAAGAUAUUCGGGAAGGCUGUGGUGGAAAAGGACAGUAUUCUAAUACUGGUCUUAUUACUGGUGUGAGGAUAGGUUUUCGCGCACUCUAACUGAACUUCAGGGGAAAUUAACUCGGUAGAGACCACUCGGCUAACGAGAACGGAAACUCGUCACGAUUUCCUGUCACACGGAGAUCUACUUCGAGCGUGCUUGUACAGACGUCAAGGAAGAGACAACGUUUUGGUUCCACAGCAGACUUUUAUUCAUAGAGCACUCUAACAUACAUCAUGCUCGAGUCAGAUCUAAACGUGUAAUCAUCAAAGCUGUACAAGGUACUGGCUUGAGAACUAACUGGUGUGGGGUGCUAUUGUUACACAAACCACAAUAUUUGAAUAAGGACACAAAGGAGCGGAAAAAAGUCUGAAGUUGGGCGAAAACUAAAAUAUUCCAUCUGAUUCUACGACGAAAAGAAUCUCAAAAUUAAAAAGACGGACGCAAUAAACUUGAGGCCAUAAAAAAUAGGAAACUUAGGUGCGAAUUCACAGCUCUGGUACAGAAAAAUAUACCCAUCUUAAUUACAGUAGAGCAGCUUAGGAAAUAAAAACGGAAAAGCAAUUAAA
This is a messenger RNA of Pocillopora verrucosa, 4429 nucleotides long. Its product is annotated as probable tRNA (uracil-O(2)-)-methyltransferase. The record is from RefSeq and is a predicted model, not a curated record. Gene Ontology annotation, biological process: tRNA methylation. Gene Ontology annotation, molecular function: metal ion binding; tRNA (uridine) methyltransferase activity. Lineage: Eukaryota; Metazoa; Cnidaria; Anthozoa; Scleractinia; Pocilloporidae.